This is a messenger RNA of Dioscorea cayenensis subsp. rotundata (Guinea yam), 708 nucleotides long. Its product is annotated as nonsense-mediated mRNA decay protein 2-like. NCBI's taxonomy places the organism in Eukaryota, Viridiplantae, Streptophyta, Magnoliopsida, Dioscoreales, Dioscoreaceae. The coding region runs from base 1 to 708 and encodes 235 amino acids. The record is from RefSeq and is a predicted model, not a curated record. The transcript is spliced from 4 exons.
AUGGGAUUUAUUUAUGGUGUAAUGGAUAAAGCAAUAGAAGAAAUAACAACUAAUUUGGGAGGACAAGUGGCAGAUUACAAAGAAAUUUGGGAUAUCAUUGAUGAGAAGUGGGACUACCAAUUGCAUCAACCUUUGCAUGCGGCUGCUUAUUUUUUAAAUCCACAGUUUCAGUAUGAGUUUUCUUUUCCUAUGCAUCCAGAAGUUAAAACUGCCUUGUAUAUUUGUAUUGAUAAUUUGAUUACAAAUCGAGUAGGACGAGAUUUUGCUGAUAUCCAACUUGAUCAAUUCAAGAAGAAAAGAGGAUUGUUUGGCCACCCACAAGCACAAUCAACAAAUAAGUUGCGUUCUCCUGCUGAUUGGUGGGAAGCAUUUGGAUAUGAAACCAUGAAGCUCUCAAAAUUUGCACAAAAGGAUAGACAUUUAAAGCAUAAAUCACUCAAUGAGAAUGAUUGUGAUCCACUUGUUUAUGAAGACAUUCCAUCCAAUAAUGAAUGGAUAAUUGAUGAUGAUGUUGAUGACGAUGGUCAUGAAAUGGAAGUGGAAGAAGAAGAAAUGCAAGGAAGUUCACGUCCAUCAAAAAAGAGUAGGCCUACUAAUGACAAACGGAAGGCACCAAUGUUGAUCCAUGAAGAUAUGAAUUGGGAUGAUAUUGAAUUUAAUGAUGACAGUGACAAAGAUGGUGAUGACAAUGAUGAUGGUAGUGAAUAA